CAAUGUUUGUGAAAGAAGGAACCCUUCUUAUCCGCUUGUUUCAAAGGGGACCGAAAUAAGGUAGGGACCGCUGGCCACAAGGUCCUUUAGCAUCAGUUAAAGACUACAUUAUGUUCAUUUCUUCAACAAUUUAGGCUGAGUGAUGAGUAAAGAGUUACAGAUGAGGGCUGCUAUUAACCAGAAGUUGAUUGAAAUGGGGGAGAGGGAGCGGUUAAAGGAGUUGCUCAGAGCCAAGCUCAUUGAGUGUGGCUGGAGAGAUCAGUUAAAAGCACAUUGUAAAGAAGUAAUCAAAGAAAAAGGGAUUGAGAAUGUCACUGUGGAAGACUUGGUGGCUGGAAUCACUCCUAAAGGAAGAGCGCUGGUGCCUGACAGUGUGAAGAAGGAGCUACUGCAGAGAAUAAGGGCCUUCUUAGCCCAACAUUCCACAUGAUGGACAGGAAACAGGAUGCCAACUGAAAUGCCACAUUAGCUGUAAACCUGAAUUUUUCUAAAUUCUUUUUCUUUUCUUUUUUUUAAACUGUUUGUGUACUGCCUUGAAUAUUGUUGACAAAUUAAAAAUCAAGUCUGGUCAAUGAUUUUGAUGGUGUUUCAAUAAAGUUAAUUCAUGUUUGUAA
This is a messenger RNA of Silurus meridionalis, 614 nucleotides long. It is a transcript of the gene eny2, whose product is annotated as ENY2 transcription and export complex 2 subunit. Gene Ontology annotation, molecular function: transcription coactivator activity; chromatin binding. The coding region runs from base 143 to 430 and encodes 95 amino acids. NCBI's taxonomy places the organism in Eukaryota, Metazoa, Chordata, Actinopteri, Siluriformes, Siluridae. Gene Ontology annotation, cellular component: DUBm complex; nuclear pore; SAGA complex. The record is from RefSeq and is a predicted model, not a curated record. The transcript is spliced from 5 exons. Gene Ontology annotation, biological process: positive regulation of DNA-templated transcription; regulation of transcription by RNA polymerase II; poly(A)+ mRNA export from nucleus.